Messenger RNA from Cladocopium goreaui, 3576 nucleotides. NCBI's taxonomy places the organism in Eukaryota, Dinophyceae, Suessiales, Symbiodiniaceae. The record is from the annotation of a GenBank genome assembly.
AUGGCUGAACCCUCUUCGGCAGCCCCAGCUGCCGCAGCUGCUUUGAAAAUGCUGAAGGUUAAGUGCUCGCUUGAGGAUUGUCCAGUAUUUUUUCUUCGGCAGGGAAGCAGGCUGCCGCUUUGUGCUGGCCAUAGCAUUGCGAGAGAUGGCAUGUACCAGCAGGCUUCGCGUUCUAGGAACAAAGAGCUCGUGGACACCUUACUAAAGAUGGAGAAGGAAAACCUUCCGGAGUUUUUGGAACAUUUGAGAGAUUUUGCACGACAGUGCCCCAAUCCUGGGAGAGGAUGCAGGCGCAAGGAGUUUGACUUUGCAAAGAUCUUUUCUUUCCAGAAGUCCGGAACAUUGAACCGUGACAACCGCAAGAAGCGGCCGAUGUGCAAAGCGGAUUUCAUUAAGUACAAGACUAGCGAAUGCCCAUCUUACGAGAGAGUGAACACGGACACAGCGGAGCAGCAAUGGAACAAGCUCUUUGUGUCACCGAACAUGCGAAAAGAUCAGGUAGAAGCGUGCUCUGAGAGGGGGGAAUCGAUUGGAAAGGUCUGGAGGUUGUGGAUUCCCAUCGGGGAGUCGGAAGUAUCUUCUAAGUACGAGGACUACGGAGUGCAGCAACAGAUUGGAGACAAUGCAUCCAAACCAUCCGAAAGUGAAGUGUCUCUCCAAAGGGAGAAAGCAGAGGGUCUGCUGAAGUCUUGCCUUUUGGACGAUGAUGGUGGUGCGCCCGCGUCUUUGCUGUCCACAGCCCUUCCAGGGCCCAGUGGUGCCAAUGCCAGAGUGGCAGCUCAGGCCGCGGCGAAGGCAGUCCCAAAGGCAAAAGCAGCCGCCAGAGGCAACCCGGUUGUCCUUGCCGCUACCAUGAGGGCAAAAUCGGUGAAAGAGUUUCGAGAAGUUGGUAAGCUUUUGGAAAGGAGCAUGGGCAUGGCUGAAGAUGUUUUGGCCAAAGAUGCCAUGAAGGUUCAUGCUCACUCGCAAGAUGCGGUGGACAAAGACUACACUCUGAGUCUGCUUCGUGAUCGGAUGAAGCUAGGACAGCUGGCGUACGAUCAAACUACUGGUGGGCCAUCUAGCUUGCAGCUGAGCAAACAAUUGUUCUCUGAAUGCUUGGAAGACCCCUAUCUCAAGGACUUGUCCACAACUUUCCUCACUACAGAGGCCGGUUGCAUGACCUACGGCCGCAUCAUGUUUUUGAGGAACACCGCCUUAGACCUUCAGUCAUCCGUAGAGGCUGUGCGUGAAAUGUGUGACAACAUGAAGAAUGCCAUGGGUCUGCUCAAAAAGAUUGCUGGAGCAAUCCAGUCAGAAGCAGAAGCAUGGCGUAGCAACGUGGCUAUGCUUCACAAAGCAAGGGUUGCCGAGGAAGCUGCAAACAGGAAGGCCGACGAGAAAAUCAGAAAAUCUGAAGCGUUGAAGGCGAAGAGAGAGGAAGAGAAGAAAAAGAAGCUCGCAGAUAAGGCUGCACAGAAAGCCGCUGCCGCUGCUGCCAAAGCGGCUGAGGCAGAGGCAGAGGCUGAAGAUGGCGACGAAGCUGAUGGUUUUGAAGGAGAUGCGGGCAUCACCUGCGACGACACCCUUUGCGACAUUCCUGACGGUGGACGAGUUUGUCGGGGUAGUUUCCAGGAUGCCGAUGCUGCCAGCAUGUCUCCGGUUCAAGAAGGGCUGAAGAAAGCAUUGCAAGCUUCUGACAUGUCAGCGUCUUCGGUCACUGGGCUGUCCAAGAUGCUUACCAGCGAUGGAGCUAAUUUUCUGACUGAGUGUGAAAAGGCCUUUGGAGAUGGCCAGGAGCGAGUCUCCAAGGUAUCGCCUGGGCCAGCUGAGUAUCUAGGGUUCGAUGUGAAGUGCAACGUCGCCAUUCAGGGCGAGGCCUCGCAUACUUCUGCAGUGGUCUUGAGCCGUGAAUUCGUGGCUGAAAAGUUGGCCGAGAAAGCCGCGGCUCUGGGCUGCUCCACAGAUGAGAAGACUAAGGUUGUGAACCGCAUUGAGGGCGUCCAAUGGGCAGGGUUCAAGCAAGGUGCUUGCUACUCCGGGCACCUUCCAGAGGGCCUCGGGUCUUUCGCCUAUCAAGUUGAAGGUCAACGGCUUCUUGUGGUGGCAGACCUUGUGGAACUUCUUGAGGUUGCAAAGCCUGAUGUGUUCCAAUCUUUGACGGAAGGUGGCAUGCACCUAACAGCAGAGCAGAGUUUCAGCAUGCUACAGGACCUGGCCGAUUUCUUGAUGAAAGUCACUGCAGACAGCCUUGCAACAUUCAACGCAGAAGGUCAGUUGGCCUCUUUCCGCUACUUGUAUGUGAUUGCCGGGGAUUGCCUUUACUUACCCCAUGGGUCGCUUGUAUGUGAAAAAGCGACCGGUUCCCACAACACGAGCAUCAGGGUCGCAUCAAUGCUCGUCACGAAGCACCAUCGGAUGGCAUUGGAUUUUAUGAAAACCGUGUACCCAAUGUCCCCGAUUUGCAACGUCUUCUCGAGUUUGGCUUCAGAGGCAUUUGAUGCAGAUGAUGAUGGUGCUGCAAAUCGUGAGCCUGAUGUCAAAGUAGAGCGAGAUCGAGAGUCAGAUGCAUCUGAUGGCGAUGGUGUGUGGUCUGCUGGGCCAGACGAAGAACUUCCAGCUCCUUUGCAAGAUCUACCAGAAACUCAGGUUGAGGCACUGACUGGCCCCCCAACAGAGGCUGGGCAUGAUGGCUUGACGGCAGGGCCAAAUCUGCAAGCAGAACAGGAUCUACCAGAAACUCAGGUUGUGCAAGCAGAACAGGAAAGCAAUCUCAGACAAGAGAACAAAGAGUCAGCAGACCAAGCGCUACCACAGGUAGAGGAGCCACCGAAGGAGAACGAUGCCAGCCACGAACAAGACGAACUACCACCAGUCUCAGUCCUGGCUGCUGAAGGAAAGGAGCUUCCCAUCGAGCCAGAAGCGGAGAAGAAUGCGGUUGAUACCAACCCCGAGCCAGCACAGAUGGCGCCGGACAUGAGUCCAAAGGAGAAUGGUCAGGGUCAGGAACCAGUGCAGACAGACAUGAAGCCUGACUUCGGGAGCCUAUCGGUGAAGGACAAGAUUGAUGCCUCGCCGAUUCUGCCUCGGGCACCCUUCGUCCCUUGCAGCAAUGGUAUCACAAGCGCCGGGGGGGAAAUCGACAGGAGUGAUGGAAUGGACGUGGAGGGGGAAGAUGCAGCUGGAGAUGCAAAAGGCGAUGAUGGACGUGAUGCUGAUGCAGUGGAAUCACAAGCCGGAAUGGAGGAGGAAGAUGAGAAUGACGAUGAGUCUGAGGAGCCCCCCCGGCCAAAGCGCAAAGCAGGCGCGAUGGAAGAUGAAGGCAAGAAGUCAAAGAAGGACAAAAAAGACAAGAAGGAUAAGGACAAAGCAAAGAAAGCAAAGAAAGACAAGAAGGAGAAGGAAAAGGUUGAAAAGGCGCUGUCGAAGGCAAAGGCGGCAGCGAAGGCAACCCCAAAGGCCAAAGUCAAGGCGGCGGCAGCAAAGGCAAAGGCGAAAGGAAAAGAGUCGGAUUCAGCAUCCAUCACGUUCACGCCUGGUGUCGCAAAGGGGCGCUUGACAAGCAUGCUGAUGCCCAAGGGGGGCAAGGCCAAGUGA